Messenger RNA from Fukomys damarensis (Damara mole-rat), 9690 nucleotides. It is a transcript of the gene Sec14l5, whose product is annotated as SEC14 like lipid binding 5. The transcript is spliced from 16 exons. NCBI's taxonomy places the organism in Eukaryota, Metazoa, Chordata, Mammalia, Rodentia, Bathyergidae. The record is from RefSeq and is a predicted model, not a curated record. Bases 240 to 2279 code for a protein of 679 amino acids. Gene Ontology annotation, cellular component: cytoplasm.
GGGGCGGGGCCGAGCCGAGAUCUCCGCUGUCCUGGGUACUGGAGCGCUCCAGGCUUAGCGCGUCUCACUCCUGCCCUCGGAUCCCUCCUUCGCUGGCGGGGCCACAACCUUGUGCGGUCCCCAACACCCCACGCCCCUUGCCGCGGUCAGACUCCACCUUUGGCGCUUUGCUCCGGACAGACAACUGUUGGGGUCGCGGCUCUGUGCUCAGCCCUGCCUGUGUGCCUUGGAGCAGGGACAUGGUGCAGAAGUACCAGUCUCCCGUCCGCGUCUACAAGUAUCCGUUUGAGCUGGUCAUGGCGGCCUACGAGAAGCGCUUCCCCACCUGCCCGCAGAUCCCCGUUUUCCUGGGCAGCGAGGUCCUGCGCGAGUCCCACAGCCCGGACGGGGCGGUGCACGUAGUGGAGCGGAGCUGCCGGCUGCGCGUGGACGCCCCGCGGCUGCUGCGGAAGGUUGCUGGCGUGGAGCACGUGGUCUUCGUGCAGAAAAACGUCCUGAACUGGAGGGAGAGGACGCUGCACAUUGAGGCUCACAAUGAGACCUUCGCCAACCGUGUGGUGGUCAACGAGACCUGCAGCUACACGGUCCACCCCGAGAACGAAGACUGGACUUGCUUUGAGCAGUCGGCCUCCCUGGACAUCCGAUCCUUCUUUGGCUUUGAAAGUGCCUUGGAGAAGAUUGCCAUGAAACAGUACACGGCCAACGUCAAGAGGGGGAAGGAGGUGAUCGAGCAUUACCUGCAUGAGCUCAUAGCCCAGGGCACCUCGCACCUUCCCCGCUGGACACUGGCCCCAGUGCAGGAGCAGGACGCUCACAGACAGCCCGGGCCACAGGACCCCAGCUCCCUGGAGGACACAGUGAUCGGCAGCACCCCAGGCCUUGCUCUGGAGAGUGGCAGUACUGAUGGGGACAAGCUGGACGCGGAUUACAUCGAGAGGUGCCUGGGCCGUCUCACGCCCAUGCAGGAGAGCUGCCUGAUCCAGCUUCGGCACUGGCUGCAGGAGACCCACACAGGCAAGAUUCCCAAAGACCAGCACAUCCUCCGGUUCCUGCGGGCGCGGGAUUUCCACCUGGACAAGGCCCGGGAGAUGCUGUGCCAGUCUUUGAGCUGGCGGAAGCAGCACCAAGUAGACCUCCUCCUUCAGACCUGGCGGCCUCCGGCGCUCCUGGAGGAGUUCUACGCAGGGGGCUGGCAUUACCAGGACACAGAUGGCCGCCCCCUCUACAUCCUGCGCCUGGGCCAGAUGGACACCAAGGGCCUGAUGAAGGCCGUGGGGGAGGAGGCGCUGCUGCAGCAUGUUCUUUCUGUCAACGAGGAAGGUCAGAAGAGAUGUGAAGGGAACACAAGACAGUUUGGCCGUCCCAUCAGCGCCUGGACCUGUCUGGUGGACCUGGAGGGCCUCAGCAUGCGGCACCUGUGGCGACCGGGUGUGAAGGCCCUGCUGCGCAUGAUCGAGGUGGUGGAGGACAACUACCCGGAGACCCUGGGCCGGCUGCUCAUUGUGCGAGCCCCCCGAGUCUUCCCGGUGCUCUGGACGCUGAUCAGCCCCUUCAUCAGUGAGAACACCAGGAGGAAGUUCCUCAUCUACAGUGGCAGCGAUUACCAGGGCCCCGGGGGCUUGGUGGACUACCUGGACCGAGAUGUGAUCCCUGACUUUCUGGGCGGUGACAGUGUGUGUAAUGUCCCCGAAGGAGGGCUGGUCCCCAAAUCCCUUUACCUGACGGAGGAGGAGCAGGAGCAGGCCGACCAGCUGCGGCAGUGGAGUGACACCUACCACUCGGCCAGCGUGCUCCGUGGGGCUCCCCACGAGGUUGCCGUGGAGAUUCUGGAGGGGGAGUCAGUUAUCACCUGGGACUUCGACAUCCUUCGAGGCAACAUGGUAUUCAGCCUGUACCAUGUCAAGCAGAUGCCCAAUUCGGGCCCCCGGGAGCAGCUGAUUGACAAAGGCUGGGUCCUGGGCACUGAUUACAGCCUCGUGGAGGAGCCUCUUGUCUGCCGGGAGGGAGAGAGCAUCCAGGGCUCCCAUGUGACACGGUGGCCUGGAGUGUACCUGCUGCAGUGGCAGGUGCACAGCCCCCUGGACGACGUCCUGACAGCCCUGCACAGUCCUGGCCGGAAGUGCAGACUCCUCUACUACUGCGAAGUGCUGGCCUCUGAAGACUUCAGGGGCUCCAUGUCCAGCCUGGAAUCCUGCACCAGUGGCUUCUCCCAGCUCAGUGCGGCCACCUCCUCCUCCUCGUCUGGCCAGUCCCACCGCAGCUCCCUGGUCUCCAGAUAGCUGGCACAGAGCCCCGCGGGGCCACGUCUGAAAGUGUCCAGUGCAGGAGACCAGCUUGCCAAGAGGCCUGGGAGAAUGCGUGGGCUGGAAACGUCUAGUCUAGCUGCUGCCAAAGUUGGGGUGUCUGGACCAGAUGGCAAGGAUUUUGCCCUCAGCUUGUGUGAGAUGUGACCCCUGGGUCAGGGCUCUGGAUGCUUCGAGGGCAGAACCAUCUCCUUUGGACUUGGUGUUAAGGCCCAGGCAUGUGAAUCCCACCAUUAGGUCUCCCUGGACCGGAACUGAGCCCCUCUCAGCACUGGCUUUGUUCUCUCUGUGUUGGAUUCCUCAUGUAGGGUACCCAUCACCAUCUUGUAGGGCGCCCUCCCCUAUUCCCUCUCUCCAAAGUUCUGGUCCACCUCCCAGAAUUGCUUCUUAUGGGUCUGCUGGGGCCACGCCCAAUUCUGAACCAGUGACAGUUACCAGGGAAUGGAGAAUGCUGAUUGGCCAGGAGAUUUAUGUGUCCAAGGUGGACAAAUUACUGUCACUCAGGGGUGGGCAGUGGUGCAUUCAUUGGUCAGCAUGGAUCAUGUGCACAUGCCUGGAGCCAAUCACAUGGUCUGAAUAGGAUAAGGGGGUCCCUCAAGGAAUACUGGGUCUCCAAUUUCAAAAGGAGGAAAAGAUACCUGGGAGGCAGAAAGGAAUGGUGGUCACCCCAGCAUUUGGUUGCACAACAGUGCCCUGUGUUCUUGCACAUGCAUAGGGGCUGUGAUAGAAGUUAGGCUGUGGUUUCUGGGGGCAGCAUCUUGCCUGGGACUGGAGAUCCAUUCUCCAACAUUUGGCUGGGAUGGCCUAACCCUGUUCACCCUGACUUGGACAGAGUGGGGAAGCUGAGGGCUCCUGCCAAGUUCCAGGCAGGAUGGGAUGAUUCAGGCUGUCUCUGUACCCCUCUGGAGUUCCCUUUCCUGAGGACCUGCUUAAUUAUGACCUGCUUUGGCUGUAAGCCACAGAGAUCCACCUCCCAGUGGUUUAAACUCAAGAGGGUUACCAUUCCUGGGUGCAUGUAACUAGCUGGACCAGGAGCUCUUGAGCAUCAGCUAAGGCUGGAUCUAGGCUCUCCACGUGGGGUCAGGACUCCUGUUGGGGUGGAUGCUGUUUUCUUUAUAUGGGGGGCAGAUCUGACUCAGGAACCUGCUCCACUAUUGGCACGAGUUUCUCCAGCUUGUAUACUAUAGAGUCUUAUGUUUCCUUGGGCCCUGAGGACAUUUCUCUUUUAUUUUACUGGGGCCCUUCCCCCGUCAAAAAAGACAGCAGGUCGGAGGUCACUGAGUGGCACCCUAGAGCCCAUUCUGGCCUGCUUCUAGUGUUUUUGCUAUUUGCCUAGAGAGUGCUAAAAACAUUGUGGCAUUUCACAUAGCGAGAAGCAUUUCUGAUUUCCCUUAGGCCUGUGGGAGUGGUGAUAAAAUGGGGUCACUGUCGCCACCUGAAGGCCUCACUGCCACGCCCCUUGGGUCAGGGCACCUUGCACCUAGCCCCCACCAGUGGCCCUUGAUAGCUGCCUGGAGGGCUUACUGCCAGCUCUGUCUGAAGCUGGACUCCAGUGUGGGGGCCGGAGGCUCGGCCGUUACUCUUAUCUCUCAGCCUUGCUUCGAGUGGGGACAUUUCUGGCAGAAUCACUGAGCCCAGGGCUGGGUUUCCAACUCUGGCACUGUCACUGUGAUGUAAGCUCAGGAUGCUGGGGCAAGGAGAACAAGGACUGGCUUCCACACCAACCUCAGCCCUACACAGAAGUGAAAAGGGCUCUCCUCAGAAGCACCGGACCCCAUAAGAGCCCGGCACAGUCCUGCUGGCUCAUCCACUUCUCAGGUAUAGGAACGGAGCACACAACCCUGCACCCGCUGUGUGCCCUGGGAGCAUGAGGGUGUCAGAGCCAUGGGAGGGAGACGUUCUCAAAGCCAAGAGACCUCAUGUCACCGAGCAUUGACCCCUGAGAACAGUUUGCGAUGUUUUCAAUGCUCUUUAAAAGAAUUUCUAGCUUGUCUCUCAAACCUAGGUGCUGCCCUCCUAGAAGUACUCUGGGAUGAGAAAUCUUGGGGAUCUCUGCACCUUUACUGUCUAGUGAAAGAGAAACUUUUUACUGGGGGAACCUGGGCUAGCUGAUUGCAGAGGCGAGGAUCUGGGGGCCACAGUCCAGCCAGGAGCAGGGGUAAGAAGCCUCAGCCCCAGCUAAAACAGGCUUAAGUGACAGAAGGAAUUUCUUGGUCCUGUACUGGGAUGACUGGGAGGGUCUCGUUCCAGGUACGGCUGGAUCCAGGAGCCCAGUGUCCCCAGACCUCUUGCCUCUGUGUCCCUUUGCACACUGGCCUCACUUUCUCCCGCCAGCAGCCUCAACCCUGUCACCACAGGGCUUGCAGCUUCUAAGCUGGAGAGAGGCACUUUCUCAUCGGAGAUCUCGUGGGAGAUUCUAUGGGGCUCUGUCCAGGCACGUGUGCAGUACUUGUCCACCGGGCCAAGGGGCCAGGAGCCUUGACUGAAAUUCCUGCAGGAGCAAAGGGGGACCGGGAGGGCAGAUCCCCGAUGGGCAGGGGGCGCUGGGCUCUAGCCCCAGCUGAGAGGUCUGCGGCGGUGUCUGCGUGGUGCUCUGUGGGGAGGUCUCUGAAACCCCCGAGAAGCUUCGUCACAGGCUGGCUGGCCUGCAGUGAAAACCGGCCUAGGAAGGGGCCGUCAGGCUUUGGUCUUUAAGUUUCCCCAGACCCAGGGCCUGGAAGCAACUUAGCCUAGGCCUCUCUCCACAUCCUAUUCAUCACUCCAACCUGGCCAGGUCAGAACCACCCAGAGCACCACGACAUGGGUGUUUAGGAGCCUGGGUGUUAGGUUUAGACGAGGGUUCAAAACCCAGCCUUGCUGUCAUAGCUAUAUAACCUCGAGUGAGUGACUUAACCUCUCGGUGCCUCAGUUUCCUCAUCUGUAAAAUGGGGACAGCAGUGCCUACCUCAUUGGGUUGCAGUGGAACAAAAUGAGAGUGGCUGCAGUCUUUAGCACAGUGCCUUGCACACAGAAAGCAUUCAGUAGAUGUCUGGUGACUCUGAUUGUUGAGUGCUUCCCAUCCAGACUCCAGGCUCCUUCCCGAGGUGCCGCCCGCUGGUGUUUGUGAGACAGUGUGGUGACAUCCAGAGAACAUGGAGGUCAAGACGCUGGUGCCCUUGGAGCCAGGCACUUUCCCUGUUAGAAGUGGCUUGGGUUCUGAACAAGCCUUCUAAUUGGAAAGAACAUUAUUAUUGUCAUUGUUAUUAUUUUGCAGUACCGGGGAUUGAACCCAGGGCUGUCCCCCAGGGAGCUAUAGCCCUAAUUCUUUUAUUUUAAAUUUUGAGACAGGGUCUCCCUAAGUUGCUGAAUUGUUCACGCAAACUUGGGAUCCUCCUGCUUCAGCCUCCCAGAAUGCUGGGAUUACAGGCUAAGGGCAUGCAUCAUUCUGAGGGGUGUUUCCCUCAGCCAGGGAAAGGAUUUUUCUCAGGCUACAGAAAUAAGAAGAGCUUGAGGUUGUUCUUGUCUUUUGUCUUUUUCCUACCUGUUCUGAGAAUUACCCUCCCCUUGGUGAGAUCAGUUGUUCAAUGAGAAUGAUAUCAUUCUUUUCAACACUGACUGCUGCAGUCAGCGAAGUGGGAUAGUUCUUGUCUGCCUGAUCUUUUGCGCCACCAGAGGCUUUAAACUUUUGAGAUUUGGGGCCUCCUGUUGUUGACUUUCCCCAAAUCCUGGCGUUGGCCUUGGCUUACUGGAGAAUUUCCAGUACUCUAGGAGCAUUCCCAGCAGGGGGGCCGAUGGCCAAGGGGUUGCACACUGCUCUACAGGGGUCGUCGUCUUGUGGGGGAGCCAACAGGAGGGAUUGACCCCAGGGCCUUCACACUGAGCUACAUCCCUGGCCUUUUCAUUUGUUUAUUCCCUUGGAGAGAAAAUCUCUCUGAAUUGCUAAGUUGCCCACGCUGGGCUCAGAUGUGUGACCCUCCCGCCUCAGUUUCCCAGAGUGCUGGGGCCACCGGCGUGCACCGCCACACAUCUGGCUGGGAUCACACUUUUUAGUUUCUGGAGUUGCUACAACAAAUUACCAUAAACUGGGGGCAGCUGGGCUUCACGCUGGUGGUUGCAGGAGUCCCCAAGCCUGGGACCCCACCCCUUCAGUCUCUGCCUUUUGUCACACAGCUUCCUCCUGUGUCUCUUACAAGGACACUGAUUUCUGGUUCGUUCUGGAUCCACUAUGACACUGCCUUGAGAUCUGUAGCUCAUUGCACACGCAAAGACCCUGAUUCCUUGGCCACUCCAUUCUCUCUCGCAUGGUGCCCGCCCUCAUGCUAGAGGGUGUACUUCUUUUCCUUUUACUUGGUCCAAACUCACUCUGCAGAGCCUGCUGCUUUUCCUACUUUUAAUAAAACUUUGCUACCAUUAAACAACAAAAACAACACCACCCCCACCCUGAUUCCAAAGGCCCUGCAGAGGUUCUGGGUAGAUGUGGGUUGGGGGGAUGCUGCGUGGCCCCUCACUGGUCCGUGCCAUAUGUAAACACAGUUUAUCAGUGGUGCUGGCGUGCAGAUCCCUGAGUUUGCUCACCCUGCCUACCAGGAUAUGGAUGGCUCAGGUGUCCAGGGAAAGCGAGGCCUGUAUUCCAUCCUAUGUCCUGGGGUUUGGGACAGCCACAGUCCUGAUGUCAGAAGUGGGUGCGGGCUCCUUGGGUUCUGCCUGUCCUUCCCACAACAUCUCGGGACUCUGAAAAGCUAGGAGGCCAUGAACUACCAGCUGGGAGAGCAUAGGUGUGGGUCUCUGUGGGAUGGACAUAAGGCCACCUGUCUACCCGGCCUCUGGGACCUUUCCACAUGUGCAGCCGGGGGCAGGGAGAUGGAGCGUUACUCACUAGGAUUCCGUGGGUUUCUCCCGAGUGCAGGCAACAGAUCUCAGAAAAAUGGCCAGCUGACCUGUGGGGGCUCUGGGUGUGGUGACAGGACAGCCACACUUGGGGAGGACAGCUUCCAAAGGGCUGAGAGCUGGGACCAGGGCUUAGCAGCAGGUCUCUGCUGACGUCUGUCUGAGCCAUUGAUCCUCCCUGGAGGCCUCCUGGGGCCUAGGUCACAGAGGUCAAAACAGACCCAGGGCUCCCUAGCAGCCCAGUGGCUGUGCCUGGGUGCAGACCUCUGGGACCUCACGGAUGGGUCUUGGCCACAGAAGCUACCGUGGGGACUUGGCAGGGCCUGGAAGGACAGGAGGCAGUGGUUCCCAGGGGGGCCAGAGCAGGGGCUGCUGUGAACAUCUCCUACCAAUGUCCCUUCCCCUCUGCCAGUGCCCGCUGUCACCGGGCCAUCUGUGAGGAAGCACAGUUGGAACGAAGCCUCUGAGUGAGCUUCCUGGGGCAGCUUUUUCUGAGACAGAAUUCUGUGAGAAGCUAGCCCGAGCCGUGGACACACACACUCCGAUCGGAGGACAGCCCCUCUGGCCCCAGUCAGAGCCCACACAAGGUUCCUCCCAGGGCUGAAGUUGCAUGGAGGCUUCGUGGACAGUGACAUCAUCACGGCGCACAGAGCUCUCAGGCUCCGGCCCGGGCUGCCUGACGCACGAAUCCACACCUUCCUCUCUGUUGGCUGCCUCUGGUGGCUGUGCGACAUUUGCCCCUAUGGAGAUGAUCCCAGGAGCAGCAGUGGUGAAUAGGUAUAGGCUGCUACACACCCCUGCUCCCUUGGCCUCCAGGGAUACAACUGCGGCAUGUUCUACAGCCCCCGACACUGCCCUGAGGCCCCUGCGGCAGAGGCCCCCGUCUGAGCACCUGCUUACCCGCUCACUAGUGCACCCGUCCAGGCUGCCUUCCAUUUCUUUCCCCACCAACGUGCCUGGGGUCAUCUCUCAGAUAAACCACUUGCUCCCGUGGCUUUGUCCCAAGUUCUCUCCAGGCCUUGUUUCUGGGGGCCCAGCCUAAGGCAGGGUGGAAGACGGCUUGGAUGUUUUUCAGGCAAAGAUAAUGGUUAUCCUCAUGACAGAUUCAAAAUUCUGCCUGUAAUCCCAGCACUCUGGGAACUGAGGGAGCCUCAACUGUAAAUUCAAGCCCAGCCUGGACAAAUUAGCAAGACGAGGCUCAAAAAAUAAAGCGCUAGGGGCAUGGCUCAAUGUGAAAGUCCCGAGUUCAAUUUCUAGGACUUCCAACAAAAACAAAAAUUCCAUGGCGCCUCGGGGAAGUUCACAUCGCCCCGUGCCUCCAAGUCACUUAGCUGGGGACCCUCUGCUGGAAUAACUGUGCUCCCCCUGAGCCUGGGGUCAGCCCAGCCAGUCCUCACCUUAGGUGCCAGCACGGCAGAGGACAAAGAUGUCUUCUCGAAGGUCAGGGCGUUCACAGAGGCAAUCAGGACAGCCUGUCACCAAGGCUACUGUCUCGGGCCCCUUGGGGGUGCUCCCGGUAGAUCUGAGAUCCUCUCCCCGUUCCCCAAGAUUCUGACUCAGUGUGUCUGGGCAGGGCCCAGGUCUCUCACUGUAGAACAUUCCAGGGGAACCUACUUCAACGUGCAGUCGGGCUCGGGAACUGCACUUCGGCACGCGCCCAUCCGAUGCCCAACCCCACGGCACCUCUCAGGUGUGCCUGCAUCCCCUGAACCUGGGCCGCUCUGGUGGCCCGCUUUAUCCGACAGAGGUGGCGAGGUGAGAUGACAACAGCUUUGAGUGGUGGCCCUGCACACUUCUUUCUCUGUCUCCCUCUCUGCUUCCUUCUCUCCGACCCACCUCCAUCUUAACCCCAAGCCUGAUCUGGCCUUCUGGAAGAUGAGAUACCCUGGGGAGCCCAGCUGUCACCAUCCCAGGCCAGGCAGCUGCCUGCUGGCAGAUCAGGGACAGGCGUGAGCCCGGCUGACUGCAUCCCAGGUCAGCAGUGUCCCCCAAGUAACCCCCAAAAGAGUAGUUUCUUAAGUAAUAACUGGUUGCUUUUUGCCCCAGUUUUGCAGUGUAACACAGCAACAGAUAACCAGCACAAGUGGACCAUGUUUGGGGCCUGGGUUACUCGAGGACCUGCGGAAACCGUGAGCGUCAUCCCCCUGCUGAAAAAGCUGCUAAGUACACAGGGACAACGCAGACCUCACCGGCCCUUUCUGAAGCCCAAAGUGACAAGCUCUGACACUCCCAGGGCUGGGCAAGUCACAGACAGAAGGUGCCAUUGGGCUGCAGUGCCUGGAGAGUGCGGCUCUGAGCAGGGCGACAGUCUCCACUUGGCCAGGACUGCCAGAGUGCUCUCUUCUAAAGAGACACCAGAACUGGAGUUUGUGUGGGCUCCUUAACCUUAACAUGGGUGACUAAAACCUUGGCGGUGCAUGUCUGAACCUCAGCUGAAGCAUAGGGAAGUUGGGUCAGGCACUCUGCAAGGCCGAGGCAGGAGGAUCUCAAGUUCCAGUCUAGCCCAGGUAAUUUAGUGAGA